AUGGGAGUAUUUUUUCCUGACCUGACUCAAACUACCGUGACUCCUCUAUCUUUAACAUUCGCCCCAUCCUCGUUUGUACCCACUCAAGAAGGUCCCAACUCAAUCCAUGAAGCUGGUGGAUUAAAAACGGAAGCAGCACCGUUCCUUCCACUCGAUCGUAAGGCAAAGGAAAACCCGAACAUCAUCGUUGACUCUCCUCUCUGGCCAUCUCCUUUCCUCAUUAGGCAUUAUGUACUGAUCCUGACAUUGAACCGCUGA
Messenger RNA from Lactuca virosa, 258 nucleotides. Lineage: Eukaryota; Viridiplantae; Streptophyta; Magnoliopsida; Asterales; Asteraceae. The record is from the annotation of a GenBank genome assembly.